Strongylocentrotus purpuratus (purple sea urchin) is the source of this 1411-nucleotide messenger RNA. Its product is annotated as coiled-coil domain-containing protein 158-like. Lineage: Eukaryota; Metazoa; Echinodermata; Echinoidea; Camarodonta; Strongylocentrotidae. Bases 125 to 1411 code for a protein of 428 amino acids. The transcript has 10 exons. The record is from RefSeq and is a predicted model, not a curated record.
GCACAUAAUUCAAAAUUAACAUAAUAAUAAGAAAAACACCUGCCGAGUAUUUACAACCGGAAGUGUCAUCCGGAGCUAAAUUUGGAUUUCAGAUAUGAUGGAGUAGUGUGACCUGACCAACCAGAUGGCAUCUUUUGUUCCAUCACCUACCCACAGCUCCCUGACCACCUCGCCAAAUCUACGCAGUAACCUUCAGAUGGUACACGUUCAAACCAAGAGACAGGAUCUGCUGGACGAGAAAACAUAUCAACUGGAAGAAAUAAAAACAGACAUGAAUCUGGCUGAUUUCGCAGAGACCACAUCAUAUGGCAGACCUGCAUCCAGGGGGCAUUCUUUGUCCCCCUCUCGUAACCUGUCACCCUCUCCUAGCCUUUCACCUAUUGGUGGGAUCUCCAUUGAACAUAGAAUGAUAUCUGAUCUACGAAACCAGUUGGAUAGUCAAGCCUCGGAGAAUUCCAAACUGAGACAACAAAUUGAAUCUGCAACGUCAAGACAAACAUACAUCCCUUCAGUCCAAAGAUCUUCUGCCACCCCUACUCUGAACCAUGGAACAGUCCCAAGGAGCCUGUCAGACUCCUACGUCUCAAUGACACCCACAGUGAGGGAGACGGUAGAGUCCAUUCUCGCAAGGGGGAGUAGGAGAUCUCCCAUUGAUAAUGUAUCACUGCAUACAGAGUCUGCUACUGAGGUUCUUCUAAGAAAGCAACUUUCUGACGCCAGAGCUGAGAUGACGGUCCUCAAUGAGAGACUUAGAAAUGCAGAAACCAACGGUGAUCAGCAGAAGGCGCAGUUCAGGUCAGCUAUCGAGGACCUUCAGGCAAGGCUCAACGAAACCAUCGUAGGCAGAGAUUCAGUGCUAGACCUCAGAAAGAAGGAGUCAGAAGGCCAAGAGAAGAUGAUUGCUCAACUUCGGCAAUCAGUAAAAGACUUGGAUGCAGUAAUACGGCACCACGAAAAGAACCUCCUGGAAGCCAAUCACAGAGCAGACUCAACCCAGCAGACAGCCUCAUCCUGCUCCUCCGCUCUGCAGCAGAUCCGCUCCUUGCUCUCGGCCAAUCAACAACCACACCCCAGGGGCUCACUGCAGUACCCCUCCCCCACCAGACCUGGGGACGACCUCACUCGAACCCUGCCACCUUCCCAUGUUGUGAGGCUAGUGGAGGAGAGUCUGAGAGGUAGACUAGAAGCUAUCAGAGAGCUGGAGAGGUCUGUGACAGACCUGAAGAGGGAACUAGCGGCUGUGAGGAAAGAGGCUGAGGAGCAGACUAGAGCACUGUCCGUUGAAAACAGAGAAAAACUUUUGCAUGCGACAGAGGAUCAUAGCAAGCAACUGGAAACUCUCACUGAUAGAGCCACCAACGCUCGACAGCAAGCAGCCGGGCUGCAGACACAGUUAGCAGAAUUACAGUAA